Triticum turgidum subsp. durum (durum wheat) is the source of this 879-nucleotide messenger RNA. NCBI's taxonomy places the organism in Eukaryota, Viridiplantae, Streptophyta, Magnoliopsida, Poales, Poaceae. The record is from the annotation of a GenBank genome assembly.
AUGGCGACGACCGCAUCGUGUCCUCCUCCUUCCGUUCUCCUCCCCGUUCGCACCACCACCGCCGGAGCGCGGUUGACUUCCGCUCACGGUAGCAGAGCCAGCCACGCGGUCACCGCCAGCGGCGCCGCACCCGCACGACCACCGCUGCCGAUGGGCAUGGCGAGGGCCCUGCCGCCGCAGCGCGCGCCGCUGCUCCGGCGGCUCCUCAUGGCCGGCGCGCUGGCCGCCUCCUGCACCUGCUUCCUCCUCGUCCUCCAGGCGCAGGCCUCCGUGCCGCCGCGCUACGACGGGUUCGCCUACGGGGUCGGGGCCGCCGCCUGGAAGGACGCCGUGCUCGUCGAGGCCUUCCUCGACCCGCUCUGCCCCGACAGCCGCGACGCCUGGCACCCGCUCCGGCUCGCCGUCGAGCGCUACUCCCCGAUGGUCUCCCUCAUCGUCCACCCCUUCCCUCUCCCGUACCACACCUAUUCAUACCAUGCCUGCCGUGCGCUUCAUAUAGCUAACAAGUUGAAUUCGUCAUCAACCUAUCCGUUGCUGGAGUUGUUCUUCAAGAAUCAGGGAAAAUUCUCCAACCGCGCGACAUCGUCAAUAUCGAGCACUGCUGUGACUGGUGAGAUAUCAAAGAUGGCGGCCCCGGUGGUUGGCAAUUCAGUCUCCGAGUUCCAGUCGGGCUUCAGCGACAUGAGGUCGGACAUGGCAGCGAGGGUUUCUUUCAAGUAUGGGUGCACGAGAGGGGUGGCCGGCGCGCCGUUCUUCUUCGUGAACGGUUUCCUUCAGCCCGGAGGCGGGUCGCCCAUCGACUUCAGCACGUGGACCAGCAUCCUGGAGCCCCUCGUCGCGCAUCACGGUCAGACCAUCGAGAUGUUCACUUCGGUGUAA